AUGACGCAGCUCGACCACAUCCCCGGCGUCCCCUCCGCGAGCUCUCCUCGGUGCCGGCCCAAGAUGACGACCAACAUCAAACCCGCGCACGACCCCGUAACGGUCACGGACGGGUAUCGGUUCCACCUGCGCACGCCCUCGUCGUCCUACGUCUUCCACGAGACGUAUGGCGACCUGAUGGCGGACCACUGGGGAUCUCUCCUGACAUCUCCUUACGCGAUCGAGGAACCCGACUCGGAGCCUCCGGGGUGGAUGACGAUUCAGCGGCGGCGCGAGUUCCCCACUCUCGGGUCCGGCGAUUUCAGGACGCCCGCUCUAGUCCUGGCCGCGCAUGACGGGUGCGAGAGCUACAGCUUCGCCUUCGACGGACACAAGGUGCACAGGGGCAAGCCGUCUCUUCCGGGCAUGCCGUGCACGUUCGGCAAGGAGGGGGACGUGACCACGCUCGAAGUAAGGAUGAAGGAUACGGCGAACAACGUCGUUGUGAGGCUGUUCUAUGCCGUGUGGCAUGGGCAUGAUGUCGUGUCCCGGUGGAUGGAGAUUGAGAAUAGGGGAGAGAAGGAGAUCACGGUCAAGAAGGCGAGCCAGGGCACCGAUCUGCCCAACGAAGAGUGGGAGCUCGCGUACACAUACGGCAACUGGGCAGGCGAGCGGAGGGUGCACCGCAAACCAGUCGGACACGGGAUGCAGGGCGGAGCACGCGCUGACGACAGCUUCCAGAGUCUGGCGGGAUACACCUCGCACCUGUUCGGACAGGAGUAUCUCCUCCUUCCUCCCUCGACGACCGAGACCUCCGGCCCAGCCUGGGGGUUCGCGCACAUCUACUCUGGCUCGUUCGAGGCGCAGAUCGAGCGCGAUUUCAACGGACACGUCCGCUGUCUUUUCGGGAUCAACCCGCAGCAUCUGGCCUACCCCCUCCCCGCCGGCUCUUCCUUCACCACACCCGAACUCGUGCUCGCCUACUCCCCCUCUGGCGGCGUGGGGCAGCUGUCUCGCAACCUGCACAGGUUCUGGAAACAGCACCUCCUGAACCAGGACUGGGUGCACCGUCCCCGCCCCACGCUCGUGAAUAACUGGGAAGCGACCUACUUUGAUCUGGACGAGAAGAAACUCCUCCCCAUCGCUGAGCGGGGCGCGGAGCUGGGCAUCCAGCUCUUCGUGCUUGACGACGGGUGGUUUGGGCGCAAGUACCCGCGCACCAGCGAUAAACAGGGCCUUGGGGAUUGGGUCGUGAACAAGGAACGUUUCCCGCAUGGAUUGGACGAGUUUGGGCGCAAGGUUACGUCUCUAGCUCUUGGCUCCACCGACGGUCACCACAAGACGAAAAAACACAUGCAGUUCGGCCUCUGGGUCGAGCCCGAGAUGGUCUCGCGCCGCUCUGCCUUGUAUGAGGAACACCCCGAGUGGGUCCUGCGCGCGCCCCGGACAGAGCCGACCGAGACGCGGCACCAGCUCGUCCUCGACCUGGGCCAGAGGGCUGUGCAGGACUACAUCAUCUCGUCGAUUUCUGCGCUGCUCGACUCGGCGCCCGUGUCCUACGUCAAGUGGGACAACAACAGGGGCAUGCACGAGCUUCCCCGUCCCUCGGCUAUGCACGACUAUCAGCUCGGGCUGUAUCGCGUCCUUUCAACGCUUACUUCGAGAUAUCCCAAGGUGUUGUGGGAGGGCUGUGCCAGUGGUGGUGGGCGGCUGGAUCUGGCCCUAAGUGCGUAUUUCAGCCAACACUGGACCAGCGACAAUACGGAUGCGCUGGACCGGAUCGCGAUCCAGUUCGGCUCGUCGCUCUUCUUCCCCCCGAGCCUUAUGGGCGCGCACGUGAGCGUCGUGCCCAACCACCAGACUUCUCGCACCACGCCCUUCGCCUUCAGGGCCCAUGUCGCGCUCAUGGCGGGCAGCUUCGGGUUCGAGCUCGACGUCACCAAGCUCCCCAAGGAGGACGCGAAGCAAGUCCCCCAGUUCGUGGCCAUGGCGAGGGAGCUGAAUGACCUCGUCCUCAAAGGGGACUGGUACAGGCUCAAUAAUCCCUGGGAGAGUAAUUGGCCCGCGGGCAUGUUCCUGAGUCAAGAUGGGAGGGAGGGGGUCGUGUUCUGGUUCCAAGUCCGGGAUCACACCAGGGGAGACGUCGCGCCGCCGCUCAAGUUGCAAGGACUCGAUCCCAAGCUCGAGUACAAGCUCGACGGGAAGAAGUACGCCGGCAGUGACCUGGUGUACACUGGCAUUUCUAUCAGAGAGCAUGGCGACUACAGGAGCCGCGUCAUGCGCCUCGAGCGUUUGUAG
Messenger RNA from Trichosporon asahii var. asahii CBS 2479, 2277 nucleotides. RefSeq lists its product as uncharacterized. Lineage: Eukaryota; Fungi; Basidiomycota; Tremellomycetes; Trichosporonales; Trichosporonaceae. The record is from RefSeq and is a predicted model, not a curated record. Bases 1 to 2277 code for a protein of 758 amino acids. Gene Ontology annotation, biological process: carbohydrate catabolic process. The transcript is spliced from 2 exons. Gene Ontology annotation, molecular function: alpha-galactosidase activity.